Molecule: messenger RNA, 1629 nt
Organism: Corticium candelabrum
Lineage: Eukaryota; Metazoa; Porifera; Homoscleromorpha; Homosclerophorida; Plakinidae
Product: ankyrin repeat domain-containing protein 6-like
Exons: 10
Coding region: 95-1342 (415 amino acids)
Molecular function (GO): protein binding
Source: RefSeq, a predicted model, not a curated record
UUGAGUGGUUUCUCGUUUCUGGGUGAAAUUGCAUGUAAAGAUUUGUUGUUCUACUGGUGUGUUGAUGUGAUGUUAGAAUGAGUGAGAAACAGACAUGGGUGAUAACUUAGCGUCACUAGUGGAGAAGAACAACUUUGAUGAGGUUAAAAGACUUUUGGAGUCGGGAUCCUCACCCGAUGCGUCUAAUUUCUAUGGAACUCCUGUACUGGUGACAGCUUGUGGGAAAGGGUUCCUAUCUAUUGCACAAAUUUUGGUAGAGAAAGGAGCUGAUGUAAACAAAACUGGUACUAGUGACGGUGGUACAGCUGCUCUAAUGGCUGCAGCAUCUCAUGGUGAUGAUUUCCUAAUUGUUAUGUUAUUAUCAGCUAAUGCUGAUAUUAAUCAGCAGUGUAACCGGAGUUGGAAGACAGCAUUGCAUUGUGCUGCUUCGUGCAAUCACUCCAAAGUUGUUCGUAUUCUGUUAGAGAAUGGAUGUGAUAGCAAUAUUAGAAGCCAGUGUGGAUUGACACCAUUGCAUUGCGCUACUCUCGAAAAUCACUGCGAAGUUGUUCGUAUUCUGUUAGAGAAUGGAUGUAAUGUCAAUAUACCAAACAAUGGUGGAGAGACAGCAUUGCAUUGUGCUGCUUACGACAAUCAGUCCAAAGUUGUUUGCAUUCUGUUAGAGAAUGGAUGUGAUGCCAACAUAAAAAACAAUGAUGGAGAAACUGCUCUUGAAAUAGCUGAGAAAGAGAAUAAGAAUGAUGCUGCCGAUGCAAUGAAGUCAUUUACUAUGAGUUCAAAACCUUCGUCUCCAUCACCGCCUUUAUCUCACAGCGGUGCUAUAAGCUCAACAGCAACAGCAGGAAAUGUUCAUUUCUGUCCACCAGUGACACAAAGAAUGAGGACCAGUACACCUACGCUAGAACCUCCAAGACAACUGGCUGGAAAAGGAGAUGAACAAGUAGUAGAGCAACAGAUUCAACAGAUAGAACAACUGAGAAUGGAAGGUUCAUCAAACGAUAGAGAAAUUGCUGAAGCGACGCAACAAACUGUUGCUAUUCGUGUCGACAGAAAAACGCAGCAACCAACUGCAAAAGCAGAAGCCGAGAAAAAAUGCACAGAUGAUGAAAUUGUGAGAGUAGCCAGACUAGUUUCUUGUUGGGAGGAGCUCGUUUCUCUGUUGUCACCAAAAUUAUUUUCAGUCGGAGUUAUUGAUAACAUAAAGAAAGCAGACCAACAACCGUUUAUGCAAGCUCGAAAAGCAUUAGCUAAAUGGGCUGAUUACAUGGUCGACAAAGCUAGUAGAAGAAUGAUGAUCAAGACAAUGUGUGUCGACAUGAGUUUGAGAGCACAAGCUAUAUAGAGAAGUUUUUGGUGCUAAUUUGGUAGAGCAGGUUUGUCCACAGCAAGAAUUAUUAUAAUUUUACUGCAUUAAUAAUUUGCAGCCAAAAACAUUUUAUGGUACUUUAUCAAGUUUAGUCUUUUCAGUUUAAUAGAAUGUCUUGCCUAAUUGACCAGACCGUCUAGAUGCGGACAUGUGUUACGAAGAAUUCAGUCGUUGUUAUUUAAAAUUAAGUGUUUUAAGUAGGUUUCUGGGGUGGAGAGAUCAUCAGUGACAAAGUUAGUGCAGGGAUGUGCUACUUUGAAUUC